This is a messenger RNA of Lolium rigidum, 1899 nucleotides long. RefSeq lists its product as uncharacterized. The record is from RefSeq and is a predicted model, not a curated record. NCBI's taxonomy places the organism in Eukaryota, Viridiplantae, Streptophyta, Magnoliopsida, Poales, Poaceae. Gene Ontology annotation, molecular function: protein binding.
AUGAGGAUCAACGUGAAGAAGGCCAAAGCAAUAAAGCAACUAUUAGCCGAAGAUAGGGAGAUCAUGAUGAUAAACACAAAGAACAUGAAUGAGCAACAAAUGAAAUGGUGGAAGGAGGCCUCGGCGGAGAUCGUGGAGAGACGAAGACUAGCUCGUGAAGAGGCAAGUGGUGGUGGUUCGCUGCCGCCGUGCCCUCCAGCCCAGAUCCCCGCCGUCCACGCGCGGUGGGUCGCCGCCAUCCCCAUCCUCAUCCCCGCCCCUGGCAUUAUUUCCCUGCUGUCCCAACCCCCCGUCCGCAGUUUCUCUGAGCUCAGAACGGCGAACAUGCGCAGAACAGAAGAUACAGUGAACCCUCGCCAUCCAUGGCAGCAACCCCGCCACGGGCACGGCGGCGUAACAGGGAGCAUUCUGCAGCUCAAACCAUUGAGGGUUCUGGCCUUCAGAGCUCUAUCAGACUGCGUACGGCGCCAAGCAUUCCAUCGGGAGCAGAUAGCCUACGGUGGCCGGUUCCAGCUGCUGAGCGUUCUGCUCUUCGCAGCGGUCCGUGCCGAGGGGGCGGCGAGCAAUCGCUCUAAACUGUGUGGCAGGAUCCUCAUCUGUGGAGUUCUGUCCGACUACAUCCACCACGGACCGAUCGGCCGGAGGAAGGAACCGGCGAUCGAUGGGUUUGAACCGCUCAACAUCCUGGCUUUCCGAGCUAUAUUGGAUCACAUACAGCGUAGAGUGUUCCAUCGGGAGCCGGUACAGAACGGCAACUUCCAGCUGCUGAGCGUUCUACUCUGCUCAGCGAUCCGCGCCAAGGAAACAGCGCAUGAUGAUCGAUUUAAGCUGUGCUGCAUUCUAACCUGUGGAGCUGUGUCCGACUACAUCCUUCGCGAAGCUAUCAACCGGAGGAAGGAACCAGCGAUUGAUAUGCUUAGAGACCUUCCAGAGGGCGUGCUAUGCACGAUUUUAUCGAAGCUGCCUCUGGAUGAAGUUGUUAGAACUAGUGCCGUGUCAAGGAAUUGGAGAAACCUGUGGACACUUUGUCCUAAACUGAGUUUCGAUGGAAGUAUGAUGUGUGGCAAGAACAAUUAUCCUGAAAGAGUACACGUUCUAAUGUUCGUUCGCAACGUUAACAGGGUCUUGGCACAGUGCCGUGGCAAGCUGGUUCAAGAGCUUGCAGUCAAAAUUAAUUUCAACUGGACGCUGGUUGAGCAUCUCAAUAAUUGGGUUAGUUUUUCUGUAUCAUCGCGUACAAAGGCACUUGUUUUUGACUUAGCACCGGAAGGUCGCCAGUCUACAGGUCCUUAUGAUGAUCGGUACAAAUUCCCAUUUGAGCUCCUUAACAAGGACAGUAUACACCGUCUGCAGAAAAUUCAUCUUAGCUAUGUAGAAUUCCAGCCACCAAUGGAAUUUAGUGGUUUCCCUAACCUACGGAAGCUUGACCUGAACUUAGUGAAUGUCAACGGGGAGGAUAUUGCACACAUGUUGUCAAACUGCUGUAACCUGGAGUGGCUCAGUAUUGUUAGAUGCCAUCUCAAUGGUGAACUAGAGGUUAAAGGUCCACUGCCUCAUCUGCUAUACUUGAAAAUUGCGUCCUGCGAGAGGAAUACAAAUAUAGCAUUCCGUGCUGCGAACCUUGUAACUUUUGAAUAUAGAGGAAUGGCAGUGCCUACCGACCUCGGUAAUUCAUCGGAACUGGAAUGUGCAGACAUAUGUUAUUUUGGAGAUACUCUUGAGCACACUAUUACUGUACUUGCUAAUGUUCUUACAAAUGUGCAACGACUGACCCUCACUGCAAGCUGUAAACAACCAGAGGUUUUGUCUUCCAUCAUUCUUUAUGUCAUAACUUAUCCUAUAAUAUGACACUACUGCGUCAUGACAUUUCGUUACCUACCUUUCAGAUUCCCUGCUUGA